Messenger RNA from Hansenula anomala, 549 nucleotides. RefSeq lists its product as uncharacterized. Bases 1 to 549 code for a protein of 182 amino acids. NCBI's taxonomy places the organism in Eukaryota, Fungi, Ascomycota, Saccharomycetes, Phaffomycetales, Wickerhamomycetaceae. The record is from RefSeq and is a predicted model, not a curated record. The transcript is spliced from 2 exons.
AUGUUAAGAUACAACAGAUACAUGUCAACUUACGAAGAGGAACACAACAUACGGGAGAACAGAACCCCAUCCCAACAACCAAGUCGGACACAUGAGACGUUAUCAAGCCGUCUUGAACAUUUCCUAGAGGGUAGAGAAAAUGGAACAACUACUCAACAGGGACAAGUGGAAUUGCUAGUUAGUGCUCUUAGAUCAUUAAACAAUGGAGAGUUUGGUGAUUCUUUAUUAGAUCAAUUAAACUCUGAGAAAGAUAUACAAGGUGUUCCUGAAGAAUUUAUAGAUUCUUUAGAUAGAGUCUCCAAGAAGAGUUUGAAAAAAGAUCAAACUUGUUCAAUCUGUACAAAUGAUUUUCUGGAUGAUCCACACCCUUUAGUUGUUAGACUACCUUGUGAUGGUAAUCAUAAAUUUGAUUUGGAAUGUAUUUCACCUUGGUUAAAAGUUCAUUCAACUUGUCCAUUAUGCCGUAAAAAUCUGUUGGAUAGAAAGAAAUUUGAUGAUUUACCAGAAGAUGAUGAAGAAGUGGAAGAAGGAUGGGAUAUAUACGGUUGA